CUGAAAUUAAAAACACAAAAUCCCAGCAAAGAAGAUGUUUCAAAUUGUUUUUGCACAUCUUCUGCAGACUUCUUGGCUCUCACUGUCCAUCUGCAGUCAGCGAACAGAAGUCCCCCUGGCAGAAAAAGAGGAAGCUACAAUGAGGAAUAUGAAGCUGUUAGUCAUCUUGGUGUUCAUUGUGGUCAGCAUUGACGAGGUGAACUCACUUAGACGGUCCGAGAGACAAAAAGCACAACGCGCAGGGAAAAUGUGUGUGACUGGAGAUGGGAGCAACUACAGAGGCACUGUGUCCACCUCAGCCCGAGGCCGUCGAUGCCUUGACUGGGACCUCUUCUCCUCCUGGGAGCACUAUCACCCCUCCAAGGGCCUGGGGCCACACAACCACUGCAGAAAUCCCAACAAUAGCCUGAAGCCAUGGUGUCGCGUGCGAAGAGGAGGAAGAAUAAUCAGAGUGUUCUGCGGCGUUCGCAAAUGCAUGCCCGAAACAGCUCCUGUUGCAACCAUACAACCCAAGGCUUCUGUGGAUACAGAGCUGACCUGCGGCGAGCGGACCGAGCGCCGGAGCAACAGGAUCGUGGGGGGCGUCGUGGCCCCCAUCCAGGCCCACCCGUGGGUGACCGCCAUCUACCGGCCGCACAAGUUCCUGUGCGGAGGAACCCUCAUCGCACCCUGCUGGGUCCUCUCCGCCGCGCACUGCUUCGCUGACGGCGACUACUCUUCGCUACGACAACUGUCUGUGUACCUGGGGAAGAGCGCCCUCAACGAGACGGACGCAGAGAAGGAGCAGCGGUUCACUGUGGAUCAACUGGUCAUACACGCCGAAUACAGAAGCGGAGGAGUGGACUAUGAGAAUGACAUAGCGCUGUUGAGGAUACGCGGCAGUGAUGGUGCUUGCGCUGCUCGGACCGACUGGACCCGCACGGCGUGUCUGCCCCCCCUCCACACCAAACUGCCUGCUGGGAUGCGGUGCACCGUCACCGGCUAUGGCCGUGAGGUUGACGGUGGAGAUUAUGAUUCCCAGUACCUGCGGGAGGCGAAGGUGCAGCUGCUCUCACAGGGCGUCUGUAGGUCCAACUACGCUGAGAAACUCACGGACAACAUGCUCUGUGCCGCCAGUCCAGACUGGAGCAGAGACGCCUGCCAAGGAGACUCCGGGGGUCCGCUGGUUUGCGAGACGGGGGGCCGGGCGUUCCUCUACGGGGUGGUCAGCUGGGGCGACGGCUGUGCCCGGAGGAACAAGCCGGGGGUGUACACGCGACUGACCAACUACAACGGCUGGAUCGCCGAGCAGACAGGCCUGCCGUCCUACACCGACGGAGCCAUGUACCCCAAGAAGUAACCAUGGUGACCAGCAGAUAGAAGGAGGACGGCGGUAUCUCAGGAAAUUAAGUCUGAAAAAAAGGCUCCAUUUUGUUUUGUUGUUUAAACGCUUUUGCACAGAGCAGCAAACAAUGUGACGUUUAUUAUAUGGUGCGGUGCAGUUUAUGGCACCAUGGUGGAAUGCAUAUAUGCAAGUGGGUAAAAUUAUAUUUAAUUUGGCAUUUGACAAGAAUCUAGAUGGUUUCUUUUUGUCAUUGAACAAAUAUUUUUUAUAGAGGCUGGUCUUCUGUUACUUAUUAUUAUACUUUACUUUCAAUGUUUUUAAUUGUAUUUUUCAUUUGUAUUUUUUUAUUUAUUAUUAUUAUUAUUAUCAUUAUUAUUAUUAUUAUUAUUAUUAUUAUUAUUAAUAUUGUUGAAUUAUUAUUUGUAUAAUAAUACAUUAAAUGUAUAUAUUUAACAUAA
Gadus macrocephalus (Pacific cod) is the source of this 1782-nucleotide messenger RNA. RefSeq names its product urokinase-type plasminogen activator-like. Gene Ontology annotation, molecular function: serine-type endopeptidase activity. The transcript is spliced from 10 exons. The record is from RefSeq and is a predicted model, not a curated record. Gene Ontology annotation, biological process: regulation of cell adhesion mediated by integrin; plasminogen activation. Bases 35 to 1339 code for a protein of 434 amino acids. Lineage: Eukaryota; Metazoa; Chordata; Actinopteri; Gadiformes; Gadidae.